Molecule: messenger RNA, 2125 nt
Organism: Paramecium pentaurelia
Lineage: Eukaryota; Ciliophora; Oligohymenophorea; Peniculida; Parameciidae
Source: the annotation of a GenBank genome assembly
AUGCCUUUAUAGAAAUGUUCACAAUUUACUUAAACAUUGAUUUAACAAGAGAUCAAAUUUAAAUAAACCUAAUUUGAAUAAGAUUAAUUAAUAUCAAGUGAAAGCAAAAGAGAUUUUAUCAAAUAUGAUUUAAACGAAAGCAUAAUCCUAAAAGCCCUUAAUGGAGAAAUAGAAUCUCCUCAACAAGAACAUAAAUCUAUUGGAUUUAAUAAAGAUUAUAUGGAUAAAAGAAUUAUUGUAAAAAAACAACCAAAUAAUUUACCUACAACAGUUUUAUCUGAAUCUAAUGGUAAUUUAGAACCAUUAAAACUUGAGAAAAAUCCUAGUACCAAAUAUUCAGAAAUUGUCUCCAUUAUGAAUAACUUACCUUUUGGGAUAUUGUUUGUUGAUUAGUCCUUAAAGGUUUUAGAUUUUAACCAAAGAGUAACCUAAUUGUUAGGUUUAUCAAAUCCAAAUGAUAUUAUUUCAUUUCUAGAUUAAGCUAUUUAAAGGUAUUAAUUUUAUAUUAUAAAAGUGGAGACUUUUGUGAGUUUAGAUCAUCAAAAAAAGUUAGAAAACCUCAAAAAUCACCCAGUAAACUGACAUUUCUAAAAUAACCUUCAAUUAGUCCAUAAAAAAAAUACUUAGAUGAACACAUUCCUGAUGUAUUUUCAUAAUAUAACAACAAUGCAUCUUAAUUUAAAGGAGAUAGUGAUGCCAAUAUUGGAAAAAAUCUUAAAUCUAUAUUUUAGAAUUUUAAAAAAAUUCAUCAAAGUCAAUUAACAUCCUUGUCUCGAGAUAAUUUUCAAUAUAUAAUUAGAAUGGAUAAUAUGAAUACAUCUAGUGGUAAAGUUAAAUAUAAAAGUUUAAAACUUAAAAUAUUUUAAUUAGAAGGUUUUGUUUAAUGGGAAUCUGUGGUUUAUUUAUUCUUUUUGGAAAAUAUCACUAAGAGAGAAGAAUAUAAAUUACUUAAUCAUAAAUAUAAAUUUUAAUAGGCUUUACUAAACUCAUUAUGUCAUGAAUUAAGAACUCCUAUUAAUGGAACAGUAUCUUAAUUAUAUGCUUUGAAAGAUCAAUUAUCUUAAAGUUUAAUUGAAUCUCAUUUAGAUCCUGCUAUUGUAUCAGCUAAAAGAUUGUAAUUCCAACUAAAUGAUAUCUUAGAUUAUGCUUAAAUUUAAUGUUCAUCUUUAUUCUUGAAUAAAUCCUGUUUCAAAUUAUAAGAAGUUUAUUAAUAAUUAUAUGAACUCUUUAAUUUUGAAUGUGUAUAAAAAAAUAUCAAUCUAAUCAUUGAAAAUGUGAAUCAUAUCACAAUCUAUACAGACAAAGAAAGAUUGAUUAGAAUUUUUAUUAAUUUAUUAGAUAAUUCAGUUAAAUUUACAAAUAGAGGAGGUACUAUCAAAUUAAUUACAUAAACUACUCCUUAAUAUUAUAAAUUAUCAAUAGAAGAUGAUGGAUAAGGUAUUACAGAAGAAAUCAUUGAAAAAAUUGAGGAGUAAGCUGAAUUGUUGUUUCAAGAUUCACUUCAAUAUAAUUCUAAUAAACUUGGAUUAGGUUUAAGAAUUUCAUAAUAGUUGGCUAAAUAUCUAUAUAAAGAUUAGCUAUUUGAGAUAGAUUCUAUUUAUGAGAAAUAUACUAAAGUAAGUUUUAGAGUAUCAAAUCAAAUAUAGAAUUAUUCAAAUGAGUUUGAAAUAGAUAAACAUUAAUUUGCUUAGAUUUCAUAAUAAUGUGAUUGUAGCAAGAUAUUGAUAGUUGAUGAUAUAGGAUGCAAUCAUUUUGCCUUAUAAGUCUUACUUAAAAAGUUUAAGUUGAAAACUGACAGUGCUUAUAAUGGUAAUUCAGCAAUCGAUUUAGUCAAAGAAAGAUUAUCUUAAAAAUGUUGUAAGACUUAUAGAUUAAUCUUUAUGGAUAUAGAAAUGCCUGGUAAAAAUGGGUUUUAAGCAUCUUAAGAAGUAAGAAUUUUAAUAUUUAGAUAACUUAAUUACUGAAAGAGCGGAAUUUGAAUGAGAUUUCUAUAAUAACAAUGUAUUCAGCAUAUUCUGGAGAUGAAGAUGUACUUAUAGCCAGUCAAUGUGGUAUGAAAGAACGUAUUUCUAAACCAACUGAUAUCCAAAAAUUAGAAUAUCUUGUUAAUAAGUACCUACUUUGA